AUGCUGCCGGCCGACACCAGCAACACAUCGCUCUGGAGACCACGCCGCGCCUUCGCGCCGCUGCUUCCGGACCGGCGGCCGCUGGCUGCCGGCUGCUCUCGCGUCUACGUCGACCUCGGGUGCAACGACGGGCUCAACCUGCGCCGGCUGUUCAUGCCAGCGGUGCACCGGUACGGGCAGAGUCUGUUUCGCGAGCUGGAUGCCGCCGUGGCUGGCGGGCAGUCCAACCGCUCGGACAUCUGCGCCAUCGGCUUCGAGCCGGUUCCGGCCAACGAGGAGUCCAUCCGCAAGCUGGUCGCCUCCCUCCGCGCCGGCGGCCAGGCGCGCGCUCAGCUGCUGGCCGUUUUCCCCGCUGCCGUCCACGCCACCAACGGACUGGCGACGUUUUACCUCGAUCAAAACGGCCCGGGCAGCGGCGGAGCAAAGUACCACAACUGGGGAUCGUCCUUGCUCAUGUGGGAGGCAGGGAUGGAGCGUCGGCAACUCCGCGUUCCGCAGGUCGGCCUGACGUACCUCCUGGAGCGCCUGCACGGCGCCGACGCCGACGCCGAGGCCGCACGCGUGCUGACCGUGAUGAAGAUGGACAUCGAGGGCGCCGAGUACGACGCGCUGCCGGCGGCGUGGCGCGCCGUCUGCGCGCGCGUCGACCGCCUCUUCCUCGAGACGCACGACCGCUUCUUCUCGGAGCGAUGGCACGGCCACCGCGCCGAAAUGGGCUCGGGCGAGGGCCGCGUCGCUCGGCUGCACGAGCUGCUGCGCCGCAUGGACGAUGAGCGCCGCGCGGGCCGAUGCCGCACGCGCUGGACCUUGCUCGGGGCCCGCGAGGGGCGCAGGGCAAGGUGA
Molecule: messenger RNA, 843 nt
Organism: Emiliania huxleyi CCMP1516
Lineage: Eukaryota; Haptophyta; Isochrysidales; Noelaerhabdaceae
Exons: 1
Coding region: 1-843 (280 amino acids)
Source: RefSeq, a predicted model, not a curated record